This is a messenger RNA of Egretta garzetta (little egret), 3430 nucleotides long. Its product is annotated as AN1-type zinc finger protein 5-like. The coding region runs from base 469 to 1092 and encodes 207 amino acids. Lineage: Eukaryota; Metazoa; Chordata; Aves; Pelecaniformes; Ardeidae. Gene Ontology annotation, molecular function: DNA binding; zinc ion binding. The transcript is spliced from 6 exons. The record is from RefSeq and is a predicted model, not a curated record.
CGGUUCUUCAUUUCAGCUGGCUUUGCGGUAAAGCCGUGUGCCGCUCGGCUCCCGCUGCAGGUCGCCCCUGGGCUGCUGGCUGAGGGAGAGCUGAACUCUGUCCAAAGUGGCGAGCAAUUGUCGUCUUCUCCUCUCUCCAGGGACACUCAAAAUCAGAAGCAACUCCUGACAAUUUCUCCGUGCGUGGCAGUGGUGACCAUCCAGUUACCUCCGUGGGGAUUCAGCCUGCCAGGUCUGGUGCGGAGGAGGCUGCCUUGGCUGCUGGUGCCGAAGGAGAGGUUGGUUUGGGCUGGGAAGGACUCCUGGUCUGGUAAUGGGAACGCUGGUCUGAGCUCUGGAAGGGGAGCCCCGAGUCCAGCGCAGAGAUUCGCAUCACCCAGCUGAGGACAAGGAGGAAUAAACCUGAGCUGAUCCACUUCCAUCCCACGGGAGCGCUCCUGGGAGGCUUGGCGCCUCGGAGGAGAGAGGAUGGCUCAGGAGACGAACCAAACGCAGGUGCCUCUGUUGUGUACCACAGGCUGUGGGUUUUAUGGCAGCCCCCGGACUAACGGGAUGUGCUCCGUUUGCUAUAAGGAGUUUCUACAGAGACAGCAGAGCAGUGACCGGAUAAACCCCCCAGCGCCCAGUGGUCCCAACAGCAGCCCCAUGGCUUCAGAUUCAAUUGCAGGGCAGUGUGCGGAGGGAGACUCCACGCCUGAGGAUGUGAAAGCCAGUGCUCCGACUCCUGUGACCCAUCAGAUGACGGCCAUGAGCAUAUCCCGAGAAGAAAACAGCAGUGAGACAGAAGAAUUCAUCAAGACAGAAGAAGCCUCAUCAGCAUCUUCCUCAUCAGGUACCCUGCUUGAAAUAUCCCAGAACACAGCUGAGGGAAAGACAGCUUCAGAAAAACCGAAACAGAAGAAGAAUCGCUGCUUCACUUGCCGGAAGAAGAUAGGGCUGACUGGCUUUGACUGCCGCUGCGGGAACCUGUUCUGUGCCAUUCACCGGUACUCCGACAUGCACGCCUGCCCCUACGACUACAAGGCAGAAGCCGCCGAGAAGAUCCGUAAGGAGAACCCCAUCGUUAUCGCUGAGAAGAUCCAGAAGUUGUGAAGGGGGCUGAGCAGCUCCAACUGCAGCCAGGUGGCCUGGUGCUCCUCCCCUUCCUCCCAGCCUUCCUCUUCCUCCCAGCCCCAUCCGGGGUGCGAUGGGGACUCCAGCAGCACACACGAACCAACACUCAGACACGGAGACUCUUCGCACCUCUUUGACAGAAAACUGGCGUUCCUUCUCUCCCUUCCUGCCCGUGCCACAGCUCAGCUGAUCCGUUCUCCACCAGCUUCCCAAGGGAAAAGGGACCAUCCUGCCCCACUGCUCCGGUGCUGAGACCUUCAGACUUGUCUUCCGCCAGGGCGGUUUGCGUGGUCCGGGCAGCCUUUCCCUUCAGCCGGCAGCUCUGAGUCCUGCCAACCACCCGGCACUCGCGGCUGGAGCCCGUGAGCUGCCGCUGGACUUCGUUCCCUCUGCCCCGCCGUCUCUGUGGCGGGUGUAAAACCGGGAGCUGGGGAAUCCCAGCAGUAAGGCAGGUGUUUGGUCUCGGAUGCCGAAAAGAGGAUUCUGUAGUUUUAAUGCCCCAAAUACCUUGCCCCUCCCUUUGAGACGCUGUUGUUGAAGCACCGGGAUGGUUGAGCAGCACAGUAAAGUUAUUUUGUGGCUUGAAGCGAUGUUAGACACGCUCUAGCUGCAGGUCAGGACCUUUAGGGAAGUACCGCUCGCUGCCUCGCGCCUCUCGCCGUGGGGAGGGAGCUAGCCUACCGGGCUUGCUGCAUCCUGGGACGUGGCUGGGCUGCGGGGCACCCUUGUACCAGCCCCCCGUGCUUCAAUGCCCCGUGAAUAAUUGCUGGCCGCUUCCCAAGCGAGGUUUGUUGUAACGCAGCGGCGCCUGCGCCUCUUCUCUCCGCUCCCUGCCUUCUGCCUUACACGAUUCUUUCUCAUCAGGGUUGUGCACAAAGCUCAGAUCUCCAAACCUCCCUUUCUUUUCCUGUCCCUGCAUGGAGGCGGACAGCGGGGACCCUUCCUCCCCCUUGGGCCUCGUGGAUCCUCGGCCUUUUUCCCCUAUGAGCACGUUGGCUUGGGAAGCCCACCCGAGCCUCCCUCUGCUGCUCCUCCCCGUGGGCCAAGACAGGGACAGAUCCCCAGGGGAUGCUCCAAAAGCUGGACAGAGGGAUCUGGGGCACAAGGAAAGGCACGGGAAGGGCUGCAGGGCACAUGAAAAGUCGCGAGGAGGGUCUUGUGGUGCCCAGAAGUGCAGGCAAAAGCCCAUGGAGAGCCCUGGGGAGAGACGCUUGGAGGGCUCUGGGCCUGCUCAAAGCCUUGCAGAGUUCUCAGGGGUGCUGGAAGACUCAGGGAGGGCUCCGGGGUGCAAGGGAAGGCAAAAGGAGAGCCUUGGGGUACACUUGACAUGCUCAGAAGACUCGAGCUCCCCAAAAGGCACCUGGAGGGCUCUGGGGCACGCAUAUGGCCACGCAGGCAUGUGGAAGGCUCUGGGGUGCAAGGAAAGCCAAAGGCCAGGCUUGGUAGCACUCCAGAAAAAACAUGUGGAGGGCUCUGGGGCUGCUAGGAAGGGAAACGCGGGGCUCGGGUACGCAGCAAAAGGCAGGCGGAAGCUCCCGGGGCAUUCUGAAAGCCACCUCCGCACCACGCAGGGCCUGCGCCCGCCGCAGAGCCCCCGGGGGGGCCUCUCCUCCCUGGGAACGCCGGGAGCAGGGCUGCAGCCACCGGGCUCCUGGCGGUCUCACAAACAGAGAAACCCGGACGGGUCCCGGGGGAAAAGCAGCAGCCUCUGCCCCACUUCUGGCCAUCCCACGCUUUGGAAGCGCUUCCCUCGGCAUCGACUCCUACAAGGGCGUCAGAGAGCGGAGCCGUAGGGGCCAAACUGGCAGGCGGGGAAAACCAUGGCAGCUCCUUCCAAGCGUCGGCUUCCUUCCCCCGUUCAUGGAAAUUCUGCCCCGGUGAUUGCGGGGAGAUCGUUCCAAAGGUUUUGGUCGUUUUUUUCCUGAUUUCAGCCCAAGCGGUGUGCGCCCUGCAGCAGCUACCAUUGUACGGUGUUGCCGGAAGGAUUCAGACCUCCAAAAAUGAUGCAGAUCUCCCACCGGAGCGGAGGGGAGCCUGGCUCUUGCCAACCUUUUCCUUGGGUUUUUACUUCUGGGUGAUGUUGGCGGCACGUUUUAGUGCCGGGAUGCAACCGGGACAUAAAACCAUUGAGGUUUUGGCUGAGAAUGAGCCGUCGUUCUGAGGGGGAAAGCCAUGAGGAAUUGCAACCACCCCUUGCUUUGCGUUCGCACGAAGGUCGUGAGCCCCUGCGGAGGGGAAGCAGCUCCCAUGGAUGCAACGGGAAAGCCCACAUGGCAAAAGGGCAGCUGCCUGCUUCUCCACCACCUACCUUUUUCCC